Coffea eugenioides is the source of this 1115-nucleotide messenger RNA. RefSeq lists its product as uncharacterized. The transcript is spliced from 5 exons. The coding region runs from base 209 to 856 and encodes 215 amino acids. Lineage: Eukaryota; Viridiplantae; Streptophyta; Magnoliopsida; Gentianales; Rubiaceae. The record is from RefSeq and is a predicted model, not a curated record.
AAAUGUGUAUUACAAAAAGUGGAGAAAGAAUUCAUUGAAGUGGAGCAAAUCCUUCCCACAGCUGCAAAAGAUAACUUAAAACCAUUCCCCCGUUAGAAAAACUUUGCAUAUUAUAUUGCCUCUCUCUAUCUCUCUCUUUCUCUCAUAAUUAAACAAGAAAGAAAACCUUAAUUGCUAGUGAAGACCGAAGACCUUUGUUAAUUCAUCCAUGGCAUCAUCGUCUGUUCUUUAUACUAACUUUUUUACCGGUCUUCUUGACAUCAAGUCAUGCAAGAGAUCUCGAUCUUCCAUCUUCCAGCACCCUUUAUCAAAACAUGAGGUUCCAAGAUCACUACCCAAAAAUGGAAGCUUGCAGUACCUCGGGACCAGCUUGGAGAUCGCACCAAUUAACAGAAGAUCAAACAAGGACUUUGCCGUCUACUGCACUCCCCCAGAAGCAGGCGGGAUCUUUCCAUUUUGGCCCCUUACAGAAAACUUUUGGCCCCCUACAGAACAUUCUUGGACUUGGCUACUAGGCUUGGUGGCAUUAGUACCCGUGGCUGCCCAAAGAUUGUUAACGUUGACCAAGGAAGUGGAUACCGUGGCUGAGACGGUGGAGAAAAUGGCAGAAUCCGUGGAAAACGUGGCGGAGGACGUGGAGAAGAUGGCGGAGGAUUUUGCCGAGAAGCUCCCAGAAGGCAGUAAACUCAAGCAAGUUGUUGCUUUUGUUGAAAAUGCUGCCAAAGAAACGGAAAAGGAUGCUCAACUGGCUCAAGAUUUCAUGGACAAGGUUGAGGAAGUGGAUGAGCAAGUGGAAUCUAUGCUCACAAAUGGAUCAAAAGGCACUGUGAAAGCAGCAGCAAAUGAUCAAAAGUAGACAGAUUCCUCAACUGCGCAGUGGGCCGGACAUGCAUGUUGUAACAUUUUGUCUGUAAAGUCAUUCACUACUUUGUCAGUAAAGUCUUCUUUUUUAGCUCAUUAAUAAUAAUAAGAUCUAGUUAUGUCACUCUAUCCUUGAGAUAAUUCAUGUUUGUUAGUCGAUUUGUUAGUUCUUUUGGCACUAGAAAUUCUUGUACCAAACCUGUUGUUUAUAUAUACCAUGUUCUUUAGGCCUUGUUUGGAUUGCUUGUUUCCGU